AUGGAAAUGGGCACAAAAAAAGCGCGAAAACUCACCGUCGCCCAGGUCCUUUUCAAGCGCAAACCGGUCCAAUACCUUCCGCGACCCGUCAUCGAAGAUGAUAGCUCCGAGGUCUGGGUUAUUCCGGAGACCAAUGAGGUCUUCACGAGCUAUGAGCCGUAUCUUCAGCGGAUGGACUUUUAUAAACAACGCCGAUUUAUUUGCGAGAUCACCGGCCAUUCGGGAAUGAACUUUUUUGAAGCCCUUCGCAGCGAAUUGGAGGAAUCGCGAGAAGUCAAUAAUAGCUUUCCCGAGGCUUUGAAGGAACCGAUCCUACGCCGAAUUCAAUUUUCGACUGUGUCAAGAGUGGAUAGCUUGGUGGAUGAAGUUUAUGAAGAAUUCAAGUCGGACUUCUACCCAGGGGAACCGGUGCUUAUUCUCUUGGAAGAUAGCACUAGGCUACAUGGAACAAUCCGGGACAAGGCCAAUUUCGCUGAACAACUAUAUGCCGAUGGAACCAUCAAAACUCCCGCAUAUGCGAGAUAUCUCGUCAAGAUCUCCGACCGACCUAACGAAGAAGCCUUGCUAGAUCAAGAUCAUAUCACUCGGGAUCGAAAAUCUUUUACCAAGUUGAUGUUGCGCGGUUUUAUCAAAAACAAUGUUACGCGAGAGUCCUGGACCGGCGCGCCUUGGCUGGUGAAGCCGUCGGUCGCGGAGGAGUACAAGAUUUCCACAGAGGUCCCCAAGCAUCUGCAGUAUGGUGCAAAAGUGGCGGAAAAGAAGGCAAUGAAGAAGGCAGAUCAAGACGGCUUCUUUGGCUUCUUCUCCUCUCAACAGCUGCCUGAACUGAAGCCUGCCGUCAAGGGCCAGAAAGCAAAAGUUUCCGCGCAGGAGCUGGCAAAAUCACGAGAUGCGCAGUUUCAAGAGUAUCAGCGAUCGCUGAACGGUAAUCCCUCUUUUCUCUCACCCGGAAAUCCGCCUCGACCGAGCAAGCCGCCGCUGGCCGGCGACAAGAAGAACGCACAGCCCUCAGUUGUUAUCAAGUCCGAGUCCCAAGCACCGUCACCACCACCGGUCAAAUAUCCCAUGGAGGAUUUGGAACUUGCUCCCAAUCGGGACAAGGAUCAUCGCCCUACCUUGAAAUUCCUGAUUAUGGGGGAAACAGAUGACGAAGGAGCCGAGGACCUCUUGCCGGAUGAUCUGGAAACCGAAUCAGUUGGAUUGCUUCUCGAAACCUGGGACACACUCAACGUGUAUUGUGAGGUGUUCCAGCUGGAUUCGUUCACGUUCGACGACUUCAUCCAAGCUAUGCGGUUUUCAUCGGAGGAGAUGGACUGCGAGUUGUUUGUGGAGAUGCAUUGUGCCAUUUUGAAAAAACUGGUGAACUCUGAUGACAAUGGUGGCGCUGUUCAGAUCUCUCUUCCCGAUUUUCCGUCCGAAGAUUCCGAGUCUGACUCCGAGGAGGAUGGCGAGGAAGACGAGGAUGAGGACGAGGAAGAUGGGGAGGAGGAGGAGCCGAGUCUCGCGACCAGAAUGACCACCCGCGGAAGCCUGGCCAAAAAAGAGGCUGAGAGCCUGAAAGCACAAAUAGAGGAAACUCCUGAAGAUGAACGGAUCCAUCGUGCGGCAGAGAUGUUCGAAACCUACGGGUGGAUCGACCGUCUACGCCGACGUGACUUCCGCAACGGUGGAUGGGAAUUGGUCAUGAUUGGUCUCCUCCAUCAGUUGUCCGUUCGCCCUCGUCUUCAACAGACUUGCAAUGACAUCCUCAAGUACCUCGCACCCUUGGAUGAGCCUGCUACACAGAAGACCGCGCGGGAGCAGUACCGUACCCUCGAUAUCAACAUGCGUGUCAAGGCUCUUCAAAUGAUCUGUAUGCUGAGUUUGGAGACGAAAGCCAUUCGGAAUUAUAUGGAAGAAUGCAGUGUUCAGAUGACGGAGUUCCGCAAGGUGAAGAUUGAGCACCAGAAAGCGCGUAAAGCAGCACUGAGUGAACUACGCCAAUUGAACCAGGAACGCAAGGCGCUUCAACCCGAACCCGAAAAAACCGAGAAAUCGCCGACUCCUGUGCCCGAACUUGAUGGUCUCGAUGACUCAAAGAUGACUGGCCUAGAAGGUGAUUCUGAGAUGAUUAUGGAUACCGAAGAUGAGGAUACUCCUCGCCCUCGCGCGCUCCGUGGCGGCGCGGACCGUGUUGCCGAGCGGAAGCGCAAGCAAGAAGAGGAGCGGGAGCGAAAAGAGCAGCUAGCCAAACAGCCCAAGGGAUCCAAGCAAUAUCAACGGGUCCUCAAGAAAAUCGAAGAUCAGAAGGCGAAGAUUGAGAAAAUUGAGGAGAAGAUCGAAAUUGUGGAUAAUGACUUGCGAGAGGCCGACUGCCCGCGAACCCGAUGCCUCGGACUGGAUCGUUUUUGCAAUCGGUACUGGUGGUUUGAGCGCAAUGCGAUGCCCCACGCCGGCAUGCCCGACAGCUCGACUGCGGAGGCGCAGUACGCGAACGGCCGCCUCUGGGUCCAGGGCCCCGACGAGAUGGAGCGAGCGGGAUUCAUCGAUCUGACCGAUGAGCAGCGCAAGCAGUAUCAGAAGCAUUUCCAGACGACGCCGGCCGAGCGCAAGAAGAAUGAAGAAGGCCCGACGCAUGUGGCGGAUGCUCGCGAAUGGGGCUACUACGAAGAUCCCGAGGCGAUCGAGCAGCUGAUCGACUGGCUCGACUCGCGGGGUAAUCGCGAGUCCAAGCUCUUGAAAGAGCUCCAGUUGCAACACAAAACCAUUGUGAAGUACAUGAAGAACCGCCACGACUACCUGACCGAGACCGCCGAACGGGCCGAGUCAGAGGAGCUGCCCACUAAGCGUGUGACCACUCGCAACAAGACAUAUGUGGACGUCAACGAACACCGCCUCCGCUGUCUACGAUGGAAAAACAUGACCGCACUCAGCGAGAACGGCCAGCUCCAUGUCGACCCCGAGCGGCCGGCUAAACGCACCAAGCGGAACGCCGACGAUACGCGGGGGACCCGGGCCACGCGGGGUAAGCCUUUGACCCGGCGGGGAUCGCGCCGAGGGUGA
Penicillium macrosclerotiorum is the source of this 3042-nucleotide messenger RNA. RefSeq lists its product as uncharacterized. Bases 1 to 3042 code for a protein of 1013 amino acids. The transcript has 6 exons. Lineage: Eukaryota; Fungi; Ascomycota; Eurotiomycetes; Eurotiales; Aspergillaceae. The record is from RefSeq and is a predicted model, not a curated record.